GCCCACUUGCAGACCAACAGGCCUCAAGGUGGAAAAGAGGCCAGAGGAAAAAAUCGCACGUGGUGUCACAUCUAGCCCUCCUCGCAUACUCCCAGAUAGCACUCAUGGAUGUUCAGUAGAUAUCACUUUUGCAUCGGUGUGGUAUCUUCUAGCUUCUCACUGAUUUUUGUUUACGACCGCGACUCGGUUCGAGUUUUCUGAAAACAAAAACUGCAGAAAAUGUCAACCUCACCAGCAGAUGGCAUCUCUAAGCUCUCCGUAGAGGACGCUUCCAACAACGAAGCCCCACCCCCACACGACAACUCGGCAGCAUCACCGACUAGUGAUCAAGCCACGCCAGUCAACUCGGGCCGCGAAGGGCCAGUCGGUUCCACUGAAGCAGCAGCAGCGUCCCCGUUAAAAGCAAAAGUUCAUGCCGAGAGUGUGGUCGAAUCCAAACCAGCGCGGACUACUUGCGGAGUCUGCGAGAAGGAGCCCAGCAAAUACAAGUGCCCGCACUGCUCACUUGCCUACUGCUCCGUACCUUGCUCCCGCAUUCAUAAAGAGACUCACCCCCCAUCUUCCUUGCCGCCGAAGCCACCACCACCGGUCAACCGGUCUGCAGCUGCCAAGCCCAGUCGCCAACAUCCGUUUAGUGUUCUCGAUGACUCCCCAGAGUUGCGAAACCUCUUCAAAAAAUACCCGAACCUCCCAUCUACUCUGAACCAAAUACACUCGGCGACAUUGCCCCCUAAGAAAGAACCUGGUACGAGAGGUGGUCUUCCUUGGACACUCUCAGAUGUGGACUCCAGGCUUCUCGACGGCACGGGUCGCCCCGGCGGUGGUAGAAAGAAGAACGAGCCCUGGUCUCAGGACGUUGGCCUGAGCCGCGGACGUGCCGCCCUGCGCAAGGCACGCAUGGAUCCUUCCGAUGUGGGCGAUGGCGUCAGGGAGUACUGCGAGCUCGUGCUCUACCUCUUGUCCAAGGGUAGUGACAAGGACGAGGCAACGGCAAUGGUGAGCCGCGAAUACACUCAAGAAGAGAUCAAGCUUAUCGAGACUCUUCAGCAGCAAGAGCACGAAGACUGAUGUUAGGAUACCAUGGCCAUACCAUAAUAAGGGCGUGGUAUCUUUCAGCAUCCUUCUAAUGACUCACAUUUCUGGCUUUGUUUGUCUGCUGAGAGUCCAGUCUCGACGCUUCUUUGCAUGAGGGGAUGCUGGCAGUUUUUCACCUCUUCUUGUUGUCCAAGAGCUCGAUGCUCUAGCCUCAUAUCAGGUCGACAACAGAAGCCCAUAAAAAUGUGGUGCAACACGAUAGUGCCCACUAUCGACUAUUACACACUCCAGCACAACAAACGGAAAAUUCUUAGCGCCAAUUUGUGGUGCAUUAUGAGGUCAACUUGGGAAGCUAAGUUUGAGUUAUGUAUAUGAGUAUGCCCACGUGAGUUACGUAGGCCUAUCUUGUAUCUAAAGAAUCGUCAUAGCUAACGCCUGAAUCUAGCGAAGAAUCCAUACUUGGGCGACUUCGACUCGGGUGAUUCUGGGCCAACUUCGUUGGGGAAUGACCCCUUUUCCUUGCCAACCAGUCGACCUCGCAACGUCCAGGUGGAUACCGGCCGUCUUAAGAGGGGCGACAGCUUGGUCUUUUUGACUUCGUCACUCUGCGUCCAAUCUACACGAUGCUCGUUCGCGAUAGAGAUGUGCAGUGGCUUGACCAGAGGUGGUGGCGGCGUGUUGCUGCUGUGGUGAUCUAGGGAGUCCGAUACGACUUGCGAGUCGCGGACAUUAGGUUCCUCGGACUUCCUUUCCGGAUGAAGACCUUUGCUGCCGCGCUUGUUUUCUUCUUGCUGAUCGCUGGUGCCACCCUCUGCCUCCUCUUCGGCUAUGCGACCACCGUGCACUUGACUUGAUUCCGAUUUUCGCCCGCUGGAAGCUUUCUGCUGCUCGUCUCUGCUGAGAUGGAGUCUGAGUGCACUCCUGGAUAGCCUGCGGACAAGCCCGCUAGUUCCGGUGCCUUCCCUCAUGCUGAUGGCCGUUGUUGUGACGGAGAACUGUAAAGCAGCCUCACGAGGUACAUAUGGAUGACUGGGUUGGGUGCCCUCCUUUGCCGCGUCCCCUAAAGACGGUUUUUGGGACGAUUUCCUCUUGUGGGUGUCGAUUUUGGCUUCUGGACGACGAAGCCCUGUGCUCACGGACGAAUCCGCUGCCCUGAAAGCUGCGAUGCCAUCUUGCUGCUGAUAUCCUGACGCAAAGUCAGGAUUCAGGCUUGCGCGCCUCCGGCGUUCCGCAGUCCUCUGUUGCUCCUCGAGCACCAGCGAAAGUCGGCGAGACAGCUCCACGGGGUCGACGGAGUAUGUUGCGGACGGCUUGCUCUGUCGUGGUCGUUUCAUGGUCUUGAUGGCCGUCAUCCUCCCAGGUUGCCGUAUCACUCCCGGUCGUUCGCGGUUAUAGAAGUCCAUUGCUUGGCUAAUAACACCCAUAUGUGUGGUUUGGUGGCUUCUUUGUGAGAAGGGUUGGGAGAAGUUUGGGAUAAAAAGGGGGUUCAGCGGGUGGCAAUGCUGCAUAAGAAAGGGCGUGGGUGAGGAGGGCGCCCCUAAGAAGAAAAGCACGGGGGAGGGAGAGACAAGAAGGCUAGCCUCAAAUCCUGUUGGUUGUCUAGGGGGGAAAAGUGUUGAAGAAAAUGUUGUCGUCCGGUUUAUUAUUAUUAUUAUUGUUGUUCUUGUUUUAUUCUUGUUUUCUUGAUUUCUUGUUUGAUUGUUCCGCGGCGGCGUCCCGCGUGAGGCAAGGAAUUAUCAGCAAAUGACCUAGGUCUCGCUUGUCUCAGAUAGGGGCGUCGGAAACAGGCCGAGAAACGCGGUGUUGAGUUAAUCCCUCCUGAACGGACGAUUUUAGUGAAAAGAUGUUCCCCCCAAGACAAAGCCGGGUAGUAAGUUUGUUGCCUCUGCGGGCAUAACAUGAAAAAGCAAGAAACAAAAUGAAUAUAUACUUGUAAGUCCGCUGGAGCUUUUGGAAAGCAAAUCCUUGUCUCAAAAUGCCAUGAGUCGCGGCUCUAGGUGGAAAUGGGCAUAGGUCGGGGCACUUGUCGGCUUUCCUCGCUGUGGUUUGAUUUUUAUCAUGUGUUUAUUGGAUGUGAUGUAGACAAACACAAAAACAAAAAAAUAAGAGGGACAAAAAAUCAAGGUUGGCUUCCGCCAAGUCAUCAAUCAUGUUUUUACCAUGUCCUGCAUUCCGAGUGAGCAGAGAAACCCGAGAGGUGGGGAUACAUACAGCCGGGACAAGGGACCCCAAAUGCAACUAGCAGGUGAGAGGCGGGGAGGGCGGCAGGUGUCGCAUGCCGAAUGGACGGAUACACUA
This is a messenger RNA of Pyricularia grisea, 3333 nucleotides long. RefSeq lists its product as uncharacterized. Gene Ontology annotation, biological process: box C/D snoRNP assembly; snoRNA localization; maturation of LSU-rRNA from tricistronic rRNA transcript (SSU-rRNA, 5.8S rRNA, LSU-rRNA). NCBI's taxonomy places the organism in Eukaryota, Fungi, Ascomycota, Sordariomycetes, Magnaporthales, Pyriculariaceae. Bases 220 to 1068 code for a protein of 282 amino acids. Gene Ontology annotation, cellular component: nucleus; pre-snoRNP complex. The record is from RefSeq and is a predicted model, not a curated record. The transcript has 2 exons.